CGCCGCGCGAUUCUACACAAGUCCAGGUGUCACCUCUUUUGUUCCAAAAUCCCUGAGAGACAUUUGUGAAGAACCGAGGCCGAGCGCACCUCUACUGUGUUCUCUGCCGUCGCUCGCUUCACGUUCUCUCGUCCUGUAUUGCUGUCGGUUCUGUUCAGGCUCUGACUCAGCUAGUGCGUACUUUCGUCGGGCGAACAUGAUGCAAGCACUGUGUUUGUCGCCGCCAUGUCUCUGGCAAGGGAGUUAGCUGCUCUCUUUGUGUACUGUCGUUUUCAAGAAAAUCGUCUUUUCAAUUUAGGAAGCGAGCGAGGUUCAUUCAGUCUUCUUUGCUCAUACCCGCUGCAAACAGCCUGUGUUGCCUUGGCUACGCCACAAGUCUCUCAACGGUGGAGACUACAUGGAUGAUGGCGUGGGUUUUGCAAUCCUUUCUCAGUCUUGUAGAGAAGGCGCAGAACCAGGGGCCUUCUCCUGCCUGUUGUCUCCUUUGUUUCACCGUGUCCUGUUCUCGUGCGACAGACGGCAUGCUUUUUCGCAUGCUCUCUGUCAUUGUCGAGGCUCAUUUAAGAAGUGUUUCUUUUUUUCGAUGCCUUUGCUUGUUGCCUUCAUGUGAGAGAUGACUGGAAUUUGGUCGCGCGUAGAUGCUACUGCCGCCAUACAAAACAAUUCACGCUCAGCUACUCGCCACCCUUUUUUGUUGCAUUUCUACCCGUUCUCUGCUAUGUCGGUUGCCGUUUAGAAAUGUUGAUAAUGAGGUUUUUUGAGCAAGCAGACGCUUCCAAUAGAAAGCCGCAGGAGAAAUAAUGCGCUCCAGUAGUGGGAAGCCGCCUAGGCAUCGAUACGCCAUGGGAUUGUAUCAGGCGCGCAGCUCGCGUGAGAACUGCCAAAUGAAAUUGGGGAGCACGGAUGAGCAAACUAGCCAAAAAAUGCGUAUGCACUCCACCCUCUUUCGUUUUUCCUCGGCGGCCUCGGGCACAGGCGCGAGGCACGGAGCAGCCAGGCCCAUGGGGACGAAGGGAACUUGUGUUGAAUACCCGAGAAGACCUGGCAGACGCAACGAAGAGAGACUGUGUGUCGGUCCUCCGUUCAUCGUCUGUUGUUGCGUUGCGUGCUAUCUUCCAGGGACUCGAAGACGGCCAAGCAACGACACCAACCGAAGGCCACACACAUAACCCUCUAGCGACGCCAAAACCGACUCAAGCUCUCCGCGCCCUCGAAGAACCGGGAAGAAACACCGUUGACCAUGCGCUCGAUGAUAUGGACUCGGCGUUGGAUCCCGUAAAUAGUAAAUUUGAAAGCGACAACGUCGAACCGGAAGUGGCAGAGUUGAUUUCUAAUGUGAUGCAUCGCGUCGAGCUAGGCAAAGUGCCGCACAGUUCCAAGCUACUGCGUCCUCAAACGCGACCCCCGGCACCGAUUCCCUUCAUUUUUGGCAAACCAGAGAACUCGUUCAGGCCGAUCGAACCCGCUCCGGUGAGCGGCGCUGAAGGCCUUUAUUCCGAGCUUGGGUCCGGGGGUGAAGACGAGUUCAUGUCGACGUCUGCGCGGACGGCGUUUGAUGUGCCUGUACGUAACGCAGUUCCCUUUCCGAGUGUGCUGCCAGGCGACAGCAUCGUCUCACCUUUGCCGCCUGCUGUUGUCCCUUCCCUGAAGGCGACUCAGCCUCUCACCGUUUGGACGCCCUCGCUGGUUGCCGCACAAAGGAAAAAACGCACUUCGGCCUCAGACCGGACACGUCACUCGCGAAACGGGCCGGAGGAAUCUCGAGAAAAGCAACGCGCUGAGGACAGGACAGAGGAGCCGCGGCGUCGAAAGGCCAUGCAAUCGCCGCCGGGCGAGGUUCCUGAAGCAGAGGUGGAGGAAGGACGGACGAGAACACAGCAAUCUGACACUGAGGCCUCCAAGAGAGGUCGAAAAAAGGCACGAGGACGAAGACGAAAAAAAGACAAAGAUAAAGAAGACUCGCAAGGUGCCGCCGAUGUGGGGAACUCGGAAAGUGCACCACAGACACUCAUGAGAACGUCGCAGGUGGAGAAGCGAAAUCGGAACGAGGAGACAAGGGCUGGAGCUCUCGACAACAGGCGGUACCCUGCGGGUGUUGCGGAGCCACGUCGGGACAAGAAGGGCGAGGUCGAAGAGACAGAAGAACCAAGGAGGAAAACCGCAAGAGACGCAAACGCGAUUCUGUCUGCCCGAGAAGCGGAAAAGAAAAAGCGGCGAAAAGAACGGAAGCGGAACAAUCAGAGGAGACACGCUGCCGAGCCCUCGCUAACCAGUCCACAAGACAAGAGAGACGAUGCUGAAAAGAGACAGAAGACGAACUCCGAGAGGAAUGAGAGGGCUAUCGCAGUACCCCAAAAUUCCAAGCUAGGGGUGCAGCGUUACGUUGCGACCGAAAGGGGCCGGUCUCCUAAACCCGGUAAACGCUUGCCAGUGGUGGAGGAAAAGAAAGGCGCCAAUAGUCGCAACGACGAGAACAAGGCUGAAGAUCAGCCGGCUGUUUCUCCCCUUGUUGAUGAUGGUCCUGGCCACAAGAAUGAACGCAAAGGGACAGCGGCGCGGUUGGCGCCUCGUCAGGCCUCGUCUCUGCAUCGAAAGACAGACGACAAGGGGAAGCCUCAGACGACGCAGGAUCCGUUGGGCGAAACUGCAGCGGCGGGAGCGACCGCCGAGGGCGCUGAGGACCAGAAAAGGCGAGCGUCGAGGCAGAGGAGAGGGGUCGCAACGACGCUCGACCUCAAGUCCCCUUCGAUGUCUGUGUCCGGCCCCAGUGGCGCACCUUCGUUUGUGGCAGGAAUCUGGAGGAGGAGGCGCACAGGACCUUGGCUGUCCGGGUUGACAGACGUGGAUGAGGUUGAAGCUGAGGUCCCAGGUCCAGAGCUGGAUAGCAGCGAAGCGUACUCUGGUGCGGCAGGACACACCCACUCCGGAGACAGCGUUGAAGCCACACGCGUCGACGCGAUGAAAGAUUCCCACCGACCCUCCUUUAGACGCCCCGUGCUUAUGCGGUUCUCUGUGCCUCUUCCGACGCCGCCUCCCGCGCCUCCGCCGACGCCCAUGACGCCACUGUCUCCGAAGUCGCCCAGGGCGUCCUUGUCGCCCAGGACGUCCAAGACGCAGUCCAAGCACUUACCCUCCGUGACCCAGAGUCCGUUCAUGUGGAAGGAGACAAGCGAAGAUUUUGAUCGAGACAAACUGGAGGUCGUUCCAUUGCCUAGAGACUGGUGGGAUACCCUUGUGCCACAUCUGCCCUACGGAAAGGACGAUGAGACGCUGUCCCCGUCGCGUGUGACGGACGACGGCGCGGUGGAUCUUCGGGACUCCGCGGCUCCCUCCAAGUGGGAUUCCUCCGGGGCUCUGGAAGGUGUGGAUGCAGCAUCACGAAAAAAACGCAGGGACAGCGAAGAGGAUGCCCGUCCAUGGCGGCGGCCUUCGGUUGUUGCCGUGCCUCCGGACCUGCCUCUCCCGUCGGGCUCAGACGCAGAGCCGGGCCUUCGCCUAGCUUCGCUCCUUCAGAACGUUAAGAAAGCCCUGGGAGCUGAUGAUGACGAGAAGGAUCAGAUGCACCGGGACGGGGAAGCCGAUAAUCAGGCAGAGGAGCAGAUUAGCAAAAGCAGACAAGCUCUGCUGGAUAGCAUGAACGCCCUCUCGGCGGGGCGUACACAAAAAACUGCAGGUGAAGAAGACGGAGAAAACUAUGGUAAAGAGACACAUCUGGAGGACUACGGAAAUGCAACAGAUGAUCUUCCCGCCGGCCGUCUUAGUCUGCUUUUACUUGGAGUCGUGUGCGCGGUGAGCCGUGUUGGUUUCGACCUGCGGAAGCGGAAGAAACGGGAGCGGCAGCGGCGAGCGGGGCGAAUGGUGUGGCGUUCGCGUUUCCAGUCGAAGACCGAUUUCUCAAUGUCUCGGGCGAACUCACUAGACACCAGUUUCCCUUCCUUGUCACGGACAGUCAUGCCCGGUUCCUUGUCGCGCUCGACGUUGUCCUCGUUGACGCCGAACGCUUUCGACGGGAGUCCUCGGAAGGGCGGCGACAGCGACUCGACAGUCAGCACCGGCUUUUCCCGCGUCUCUUCCUCUGUCUCCUCGUCCUCUGCUGACAGCAUUCCCCUUUCCAUGGGGUCCACACAUGAUCGCAAGCGCAAGAAGGGCGCCCGCCACGCCUUUCGACGCGGCUGUAGGCGCCAGCGCCGGCCUGUGCAGGGUCAGGUGUACGCGGGAGAGUCCCGACUUCGGACUCCAGCGAAAAAACCCGACAGUUUGUAUACCCAGGCGGGCGAGCCAGAGAAAACUGUGUGUACGGGAGUGCCCUGCGGCAAGGCUCUGCCUGCGGCCCUUAGCGUCCGAGGAAGUAACGGAAACGAAGACGCAACCGAGCGGGGGCUGGCGGGAGGCCCUUCGCUCGUGUCCUCUGUGCAGCCUGUAGAGACCGGAGCAGCGGACACCGCUCCGGGGCUCCCCGACCAACAAAGCAAGCAGACACGAGGAACCCGUAAGGGGCGCUCUUCAGUCGCUCGUGGCCUUCGGCGGAGAAGCGUGACAGCUCGGCCGCGAAGACGACACCGACAGAGACAAGAGGUCGCAGCGAAGUUGCCUGCAGCCGGGCCUUCCGACACCUUUCGGGCAGAAGGGGAGGUGAGUCCCGACAGCCGAAAUGGGCUUUCCUUCUACGACAACGCCGGGUUCACCCCUUUUCAAGGAACGCCCGAACAUUCGCGGAAGCUGGAUCUGAUCGUAAACACUUCGGUGGGGGGCAAAAAUGUAUAG
Molecule: messenger RNA, 4764 nt
Organism: Toxoplasma gondii ME49
Lineage: Eukaryota; Apicomplexa; Conoidasida; Eucoccidiorida; Sarcocystidae
Exons: 7
Coding region: 904-4764 (1286 amino acids)
Source: RefSeq, a predicted model, not a curated record